This is a messenger RNA of Vitis riparia (riverbank grape), 827 nucleotides long. RefSeq names its product sm-like protein LSM8. The record is from RefSeq and is a predicted model, not a curated record. Lineage: Eukaryota; Viridiplantae; Streptophyta; Magnoliopsida; Vitales; Vitaceae. Gene Ontology annotation, cellular component: U6 snRNP; precatalytic spliceosome; U4/U6 x U5 tri-snRNP complex. Gene Ontology annotation, molecular function: RNA binding. Gene Ontology annotation, biological process: mRNA splicing, via spliceosome. The transcript is spliced from 6 exons. Bases 254 to 550 code for a protein of 98 amino acids.
GUCCUUUUGUCCUUUUGUCCAUUUGGCUAGGGUUUUGAUUUUGGGUUUUGGGUUUUUGGUUGAAGCGUCUAGGGUUUAAGGAGUUACAGGGGGAGAUAGAUCAAAGAGAGAAGAAGUGAUUUUCUCUACCACUAUUUUCUAUGGCUAAUGUGUGAGCUUCAUCAGGCAACAACCGCUGCCGUUGCAGGAAAAUUUGCUAGCAACCAGUUCUUCCAGGGGUUUGGCUAUUAUUUAUCAGUUACCAACUUGCAACAUGUCAACUGGGCCUGGACUUGAGUCUCUUGUAGAUCAAACUAUAUCAGUUAUCACAAAUGAUGGUCGAAAUAUAGUGGGAGUUCUAAAGGGCUUUGACCAGGCUACCAAUAUCAUUCUUGAUGAAUCUCAUGAGCGUGUUUACUCCACAAAGGAAGGCGUUCAACAGCUUGUGUUGGGUUUGUACAUAAUAAGGGGUGACAACAUAAGCAUUGUCGGGGAACUAGAUGAAGAGCUGGAUUCUAGCCUUGAUCUAUCGAAACUGAGAGCACAUCCCCUCAAGCCUGUCACUCAUUGACUGGGAAAGGUGUUGAAACUGAGAAAGGUGUUGAGAAGUUCCUGACUCUAUAAUUAGAUUGGACUGAUGAAAAAUGUAUGCUGAUAUAUGUAGUUAUAACAACCAGAAGUUAUGAUGUUCUAAAGAGGAGGUUGUUUUUCAUGCCACCCUGAGUUGUUAUCCUUGAUGCUGUUGAUGCUGAAUGUUUUCUUCGACUCUUAUGUUUUGCAUUAAUAACUCGACAAUUAUAUCAUAUUAUCAACUUAAUUGUAUUGAGAGCAUGACUUAUUUGGUUAAA